AUGAUGCACACACAAGCAAGCUAGCAUCUAGAACAGCAUUAUUUUUUUCGAAUUAGAACAGGAUUGUUAGACAUGGAGAAAAUUGGAUUCGUGAACGGUGCCGGCGAGGACGAGGACGCAACAUGCUUGCAUGCACAGACACUCGUCUACGCCUACAACGUCACCAUGACCAUCAAGGCGGCCGUUGAGCUCGGCCUCUUCGACGCACUCAGCGCGGCUGACGGCCGCGCGCUGACCCCCGACGAGCUUGCUGUUCGAGUAACCAAGACCGAGGACAAGACCCAGUCGGCUGCCUUGAUCGACCGGAUGCUCAGGUUCCUCGCGUCUUUCGAUGUGGUGAGGUGCUCGACCGAGACAGGUCCCGACGGUACAGCUUUCCGGCGGUACACGCCCGCGCCGGUAUGCCGGUGGCUCACCAAUAACAACAGCGAGGGAUCGCUGGCCCCCAUGUCCGCAUUCUCCGUCGACGAGGACAACAUCUCGUCCUGGCAUCACAUAGCGGAGGCGGUGGCCGACGGCGGCAGGCACACGCCGUUCGAGAAGGCUCACGACGGCGUGCCGGCCUACGAGUACUUCGGUAAGAACCGUCGGCUGAGCAUGCUGUUCGACCGGGCCAUGGCGCAUCAGUCAUUGCUGGUGGUCAGAAAGCUGGUGGAGCACCCCGAAGUGUUUGACGGCGUCCGCGUGCUCGUGGACGUCGGCGGGGGCACUGGCGAGACCCUGGCGAUGAUCAGAGACCGGUACAAGCACAUCAGGGGCAUCAACUUGGAGCUGUCUCAUGUCGUCGCCGAGGCUCCGUCUCUUCCAGGCGUGGAGCAUGUAGCUGGAGAUAUGUUUGAGAGCAUACCCACUGGAGACGCAGUUUUUCUCAAGUGGAUGCUCCAUAUGUUCAACGACGAGGAGUGCCACAAGAUCCUGAAGAACUGCCACCGAGCACUCCCGGAGAACGGGAAGGUGAUCGUCAUUCAGAGUGUCCUGCCGGAGACCCCAGAGUCGACUCCGGCCGCGCGGGAUUCGCACACGAUGGAUAUAAUCAUACUUGUCAACUUCAAGGGAGGAAAGGAGAGGACGGAGAAGGAGUACGCCAAGCUUGCAACGGAUGCAGGCUUCACGGGCUUCCGGUCGACCUACAUUUUCUGCAAUUUUUACGCUCUCGAGUUUUCCAAGUAGCCAUACCUGUUUACCAGUUUGGCCUUGCAUAAGAGUUGCUAGCUCGCGUGCGUACGUAUGCUACAUGUUAAUUCCCGAAUAAGCCAUAUAUUUGGCGUCUUGUUUGGUGAUACGUUUCUAAGGCAAUGGUGGAGAUGAUUAUAUCACCUAUAUGUUGAUGUACCGUUGAAUAAUGUCGUAUUAUAUAUGUUUCUUGAAAAAUUAUCAUUUAUCUUGAUAUUGUGAA
Messenger RNA from Phragmites australis (common reed), 1396 nucleotides. RefSeq names its product probable inactive methyltransferase Os04g0175900. NCBI's taxonomy places the organism in Eukaryota, Viridiplantae, Streptophyta, Magnoliopsida, Poales, Poaceae. Gene Ontology annotation, biological process: methylation. The transcript is spliced from 4 exons. The record is from RefSeq and is a predicted model, not a curated record. Bases 73 to 1170 code for a protein of 365 amino acids. Gene Ontology annotation, molecular function: S-adenosylmethionine-dependent methyltransferase activity; O-methyltransferase activity; protein dimerization activity.